AUGGAAGAAGAGGAAGAUGCACAAACAAAGAAGGAAGAUGCACAAACAAAUGAGGUUGUAAGGGAUAAAAACAAUUAUAGGAAUCUACACUCCAAUGAAGCAGAGAGUGGCAUAGAGGGUGAGUUUAUUGAACCACCAAUUCAAGAAGUUCUUGAUGUAGGGUACACUCCAACCAUCACACAACACCCAAAUUUUGAAAUCAAAGAAGUAAAGGCAACCAAGGAAAGCACUGAAAAGGGGAUUCUCGAACAGGAAGCUGAACGGAAGCGAGAGGCCGAACAAGAUCUUCGGAAAGAAACAAGGAGGCGUCGAGACCUGGAAGACAAGCUCCUCAAACUCGAAGCGGAUCUCAAAACUAAGACUGCUCGACCCAAUCGCGAAGAUAGCCCCCACAGGGACCAAGACCCGUUUACAAAAGAAAUCAUGAAAGCUAAAGUCCCAAAAGACUUUAAAGCUCCCGACAUGACUCUAUAUGAUGGUACGUCUGAUCCGAGCCAUCAUCUCAGCAACUUUAGAAGCCAAAUGUACCUCACAGACGCCUCAGACGCAACUCGUUGCAAAGCCUUCCCGACCACCCUGACUAAGAUGGCAAUAAAGUGGUUCGACAGUAUGCCUCCAAGAUCCAUCGUAAGCUUUGACGACCUUGCUAAAAAGUUCCUCGCCAGGUUCUCCAUCCAGAAGGAUAAAGCUAAGCACGCCCCAAGCUUGUUAGAAAUCGAACAGGGAGAUCGGGAAAGCCUCCAUAGCUAUAUGGAAAGGUUUAAUAAAGCAUGCCUUGACAUACAAAGUCUUCCAAUAGAAGCAGCCAUCAUGGGACUUAUCAAUGGUCUACGAAAAGGACCCUUCAGCCACUCCAUAUCCAAGAAACACCCAACAUCUCUGAACGAGGUACAAGAAUGGGCAGAAAAGUACAUCAAUAUGGAAGAGAACUCCCGCUUGGGAGAGACCUCAAAGACCAAACUCUCCUACCCACCUCGGGACAAGGACAAAGAGCACAGGAAAAAAGAGGAUCAACCUACUGAGAAGCCCAGAAAGUACCACAAUUACACCCCUCUUCGGGUGUCCCCUGUAGAUGUUUACCAAGAAGUGUGUAACACUGAAAAGAUCCCACGCCCUCGCCCAAUUAAACACAAAAGAGGAGGAAGUCAGACAGAAUACUGCGAAUACCACCGAAUCUAUGGGCACACUACCAAUGAAUGUUACGACCUGAAGAAUGUCAUAGAAAAACUAGCCCGAAAAGGAAGAGUAGAUAGGUUCAUAGCCAAUAAGGUGGACGAACCAAAAAAGAGAAGGAGGGAUGAAGAGGGUAGACGAGCUGAACGCCCCCCUCACACCCCUGAAAGACAUGUUCACAUGAUAAAUAGAGAAUUCGAAGGAGGAGGGAUCUCUAAGUCAUCCCGCAAAAGACACCUUAAGGAAGUUUAUCAUGUCGGAGAAUCAGAUAGGUCGUUCGACCUCCCCACUAUUACCUUCAAUCAAGAAGACGCCACAGGUGUCAUCUCAGGGCAUGAUGAUCCCGUAGUCGUUAUCAUCAUACUUGCCAAUGCCAAUCUACAUCGAACAUUGGAGCUCAAAGCGUAUCCUAAUAGCCUAUUUGGGCUCGGCGACGCCCCAAUCCAGCCACUUGGGUACAUCCCAUUGCACACGACCUUUGUUAAAGGAACACGGUCUAGAACGCUAAGCAUAGACUACAUUGUAGUCAAUGUAAGCUCUGCAUACAACGCCCUCAUAGGUCAGACAACGCUAAAUCAGCUCACCGCAGUAGUCUCCACUCCGCACUUAUGCAUGAAGUUUCCAACUCCGGAAGGAAUUGUUACAAUAAAGGGAGACCAAAAACUUGCACGAUGUUGUUACAACGAAAGUAUGAACCUUAAAAGUGAACCCAGAGGAAAGGAAACCAGUGCUAUAGAACUCGGGGGAAUCCGAGUUUGCGAAGAACUCCGCCCUCAACCGGAAGGUGAGACUGAAGAAGUUCAAAUCGGAGACACUCAAGAAAAAACAAUAAACAUAGGGAUGAAUCUAAAAGGAGACCUAAAGGAGCUACUGACAAAGCUCCUAAAGGAUAAUUCCGACCUCUUCGCAUGGAAGGCCGCGGACAUGCCUGGCAUCAAUUCUGGCCUAAUGUGCCAUAAAUUGGCAGUAUACCCCGGAUCUCGGCCAGUACAAUAG
Molecule: messenger RNA, 2169 nt
Organism: Arachis duranensis
Lineage: Eukaryota; Viridiplantae; Streptophyta; Magnoliopsida; Fabales; Fabaceae
Exons: 3
Coding region: 1-2169 (722 amino acids)
Source: RefSeq, a predicted model, not a curated record